AUGCCGCGAAUCAGCACGGUCUCCAAGAUCUCCGGAACGAAGGGGUACGGCGCGGAGGUGAUAUUCAGCGGAUCGACGAGCACGGAACGCGAGGCCGUAGUGGCCGAGGUGCAAGCCAAGACCAACGCCUUCUUGAUCCCGCCGUAUGAUCAUUUCGACAUCAUUUGCGGGCAGGGGACCACGGGACUGGAGAUGCAGGGACAGUAUGCGGCGCUGGUGGCGGAGAAGCCGGGUCUGAGUGUCCAUGGACCCCGCAGUGAAGGGCAACUGGAUGCGGUGAUCACCCCCGUCGGCGGGGGCGGGUUGAAUGCGGGCGUGGCGACGUUUUUCUCCGACAAGUCGACGAAGGUGUUUGGUGCGGAGCCGAGCUUUGAAGGCGGGGAUGAUUGUCGACGCGGGCUGUUGGCCGGGGAGAGGGUGCAGGCUGUCAAGACGCUGACGAUAGCGGAUGGGCUGCGCACGCCGGUGGGGGUAUUGAACUGGGAGGUGAUUUCGGACAGCAACAAAGUGGCCGGGGUGUACGCCGUGACGGAGGCGCAGAUCAAGGCGGCCAUGAGGCUGGUGUUAGAGCGGAUGAAGGUGGUGGUAGAGCCGAGUGCGGUGGUGGGUUUGGCGGUUUGUUUGUUCAACGAGGACUUUCGACGCAUGGUUGAGAAGGAGGCGCCGGAGGGGUGGGAUGUAGGCGUUGUGUUUAGUGGUGGGAAUACCACUGUCGAGGCGAUUGGCAAGCUAUUCACUUGA
Messenger RNA from Aspergillus melleus, 741 nucleotides. RefSeq lists its product as uncharacterized. The record is from RefSeq and is a predicted model, not a curated record. Gene Ontology annotation, biological process: D-serine biosynthetic process; L-serine metabolic process; pyruvate biosynthetic process. The transcript has a single exon. NCBI's taxonomy places the organism in Eukaryota, Fungi, Ascomycota, Eurotiomycetes, Eurotiales, Aspergillaceae. The coding region runs from base 1 to 741 and encodes 246 amino acids. Gene Ontology annotation, molecular function: serine racemase activity; D-serine ammonia-lyase activity; pyridoxal phosphate binding.